Messenger RNA from Laccaria bicolor S238N-H82, 183 nucleotides. RefSeq lists its product as uncharacterized. The transcript is spliced from 2 exons. The record is from RefSeq and is a predicted model, not a curated record. Lineage: Eukaryota; Fungi; Basidiomycota; Agaricomycetes; Agaricales; Hydnangiaceae. The coding region runs from base 1 to 183 and encodes 60 amino acids.
AUGGCUGCGGCUCAAUCCUUCGGGUACGCAAUGGCGCCGCUUCAAGCUCGCGGGAUGCUCUUCAUCCAUCUUCGAACACAAAAUCGCAUGGUCAUAAGCGAAUUCGCAAAAUUGCAUGGCCUCUACCUAAACUUCUGCUUCAAGAAACAGUUUACCAACAUACGAGCUGCCCUGGGCGGAUGA